Messenger RNA from Mitosporidium daphniae, 1461 nucleotides. RefSeq lists its product as uncharacterized. The transcript has 4 exons. Gene Ontology annotation, molecular function: 3'-tRNA processing endoribonuclease activity. Gene Ontology annotation, cellular component: nucleus. The coding region runs from base 1 to 1461 and encodes 486 amino acids. Lineage: Eukaryota; Fungi; Microsporidia. The record is from RefSeq and is a predicted model, not a curated record.
AUGGAAGGAGCUGUUGAUCUCUUCUUCCACUGCGCUCCUUCCAGAAAAAGAUCUCUGCAAGGGAGUACCCGAUGGUUUGCCCGAGCUCGUGCAACCUUUAAAAAUCAACGGCAAACAAAGGGUACUUUUCUUCGAGCUCCUGAACAGAUCUCGUACAGAGGAAGACUAAGAGGCUAUUGGUUACUUGGGCAUUAUCAACCUCCGAUCGCUUGCGACCAAGCGGCCAGAAUGGGCUCGCUUGGCUGCCUCUUUUUCUACCAGAACCGUGGUAGAAAAAAUGCUCUGGAAGAUUCCAACAGGAAUUCCCAUCACGCCGAUUCCAAAAUACCAGAAGGAAAUUUCCGUCUGCUUUCUAGGAACAUCUUCCGCCACACCGACCUCCACUCGCUCAACUUCAUCUCUAGGUAUCUAUUUAGUUUAACCCUUUUGCAUUUAGGAAUCAAGCUUGGGUCGGACACCCUUUGGAUUUUUGAUUGUGGAGAUGGGACCGUUCGCCAGCUCCUUUCCUCGCCGAUUGCGUUGUUGAGGCCCUCUGUUAUCUUUAUUACGCAUCUUCAUGAGGACCAUUUCCUUGGACUUCCUGCGCUUGUCAAAUUGUGCCAAGGUUGUUGUUUUGUUUGUUUACUUUUAGAAAAGGUAACUGUGGUUGGCCCUCUUGGUAUCUAUGACCUGCUUUCGCCCUUUUUAAAUGCUUAUGACAUGAAAAGACAAGUUUCUUUUGUUGAAAUAGUCCCUGCAGAAAAAACGCCACCCAGUAACUUCAAAUCUAAUGCCAUGCACAGAUAUGUUUGCCCUUCGAGCGUGGAAAGCUCGACGUAUGUGGCUUAUCAAGAUCAAGAUUUUGCAGUCAUUGCGAUGCCAAUUAAACAUUCCACCUUUUGCCUUGGGUAUGUGAUCUUCGAAAAGGCACACUCAUUGGCAUGUGUUCCCAGGAAAAUUUCGAUUCUUGGAGACACCUCGCAUCCGUGGAGCAUUCUUCAAUUGGCUCGAUACUCCGAUGCCCUCAUCCACGAAUGUACGUUUCUCGGAUGUGAAAGACUUCGAGCAGAGAUGACAAUGCACUCCACAACCUCCAUGGCAGGGGCAUUUGCAAAGGCAGUGGCCCCACGAGCCCUAUACUUGAACCACUUUUCCAAGCGAUAUUUCCUUUACGAAAUUGAAAAUCUGCACAACAACGAUCCACACACGGAAUUACUUCUUGCUGAGGUUCGUGCCGCAAUGGGGCUACCUCCUGUGAUUACAGAAGAUGACCCCGUUGUGCUUCCCGUGAAGGACCUCCAAUCCUAUAGAAUCCCGUCGAGAUCGGCCAAAGAUUUCUUGAAAUUUGUGACGGCCGAUUCGAUGCGUAAUUGUACAGAAAACACAGCCCCAGAGCAUCCGGUUUAUCCCUUUGUACGGAUGCCUCGAAAGGACCCAUGCACGGCCGAGUCUUCAAUGUUGCUAAUGGACUUGAAAGAUUAA